UGCCUCUCUACCGGCCUCAUAAGGAGCAAGUUCCAAGAGACUGACCGAAGAGACCACAACAUUCAUUUUGUCGACCCGACGUUGGGUGUUGCCGUCGUUGUCCUCUUUUGCGGACCAAAAACGUAGGACACUCACCAAGCAGAUUGUCUGUGACUUUUGUCUUUCGCCUCUCAGCACCGGCUUCUAGGCCUGAAUACCACACAAACCCGCGCAUGGUAUUCUCCGACGGUUACGCUACAUGCUGCCCUCCUUUGACCGACGCAUGCGCAUCUUUUUCUUUUCUUCUGUCUUAGAAACGCAACCGCGAACCCUAGGCGGACGGAUAGACAGUUCCUGACAGCCAUUUCCCCCUCCCCCUCGGUCGCCCCAAAAUUUUGCCUUCCCGCCGCCGCCGCGCCGCGCCGGUCCGGAGCCCUUCGUUAGCUUCCGUGCCACAACAAUUUGCAACACGCUACUGCUAGGUCCCGCGUGGUUGGUCGAAGCUCUAAGCAUAGUCCAGAGUACAUACCUACGUACAGUACUAUAGGUGCAUACUCACAUAUCAACGCCUAUUGCCAGCGAUCUCAAUAGUACAGAAAGAGGUACAGAUACUACUGUACCAUCAUGUCAAUUCCAUCAUCUGCACUCGUCUUUGAGUCAGGGAUCAAUACAAUCCCCAGCAAUACUAUGGAGCCCAAUUCUCUGGAUGCCCUUGUCCGGGUCCAGUUGGAGACUGUUUCCAGGGAGUUGGCAGCAAAGGCAAAGUUUACUACAAAUGUUUCAUCGCCCGAACAACGUCAAAAUAUCAUCAACGAUGUGGGAGAAUAUCUUACUCAGACCGCCCAGAUGUGGCUUUCUUUGACAGAUAAAUUGGUGACGGGACCUCAUGUAGCAACAGCUGCAGAGGAGGCGCACGAGCUGUCCUACAAUAAGACGCACAUGGCGGACUUGCAGCCCAUGGCUACAAUGGACAUGAACAUCAGCAAGCUUGGCAAGAUCCGUGAUCUGGCAGAAAAGUUCUCUGAAGACGUACAAGACGUCUGGCGACGGACACCUGAACCUGGAGGAGUCUUGUCUGCACCAACUUACCACACAGUCUCUUCCUUCCCUGUUAUUAAAUCUGAAGCUUCAGGCUGGAGCCGGUCAUUCUCCGGAGGCAAUAACAUGGAUGGUGGAACUCGCGAAAGCCAGAGAGCUAUGCUAGCAUCUCGAAGCACUGAUGACGCUCCAUCACCUGGUGGGAACCUAUCCAUUUCAGAAGACUCAGGGGAUGAUGAAGAUGAACAAUUCAGCAAAAUCGACAUGGACGCUCUUAAACAGAGAGGCAAAGGCUUGUACUAUUGUCCCUUGGGACAUCGCUGCGACAAGGGCGGUGUUGAUAAGGAGGGGAAACUUGUGGUCUUUGAUCGAAAUUCUUCUUUUGCACAACACUGUAACAAGCAUCGGAAACCUUGGCGGUGCGAUGUUCCUGGGUGCCCGAAUCCACCCAAGAAACGCAAGUUUGCCCGCCGAGACGGACUUGAAAGACAUAAAUUGACGGUCAAGCACCGCGUUAUUACAUCUUGAGGCCCUAGUCACGAGCUUCAUCUUGUGCUUUGAUGGGCUGCGUGACCUUGACCGGUCAAUUCCCUUACAUUCGGAGACUUGUCUUUGAUUGGGGGAGAUAUGGCCGGUGAAAAUAAACCAUGCGGCUCAUGCAAACCCGAGAAGCACGAACCAAUAAUGAUGCGCCAAGGGUUUCUCUGCCACUCAUAGGUCCAUCCGCCAGCAGUUGAACGUUGCACGAAAUCAUGGAAAUUGAUUCGGACCUACAUGGCCUCAGUUGCGUGCAAGUUACAAUACGAGCAUAGCAUGACUGACCUCUCAGCGGAGCAUGCCUAAUGACGCAUCAUUCGCAUGAACACAGGAAAGAUAGUCGAAAUUCUUUUUAUCACGGCAUAAUUGCUGGUCAAUAAGCGACCGCCCAACCUUUUGUGGAGUUGAACUAGUUUUGUAUCUGAAAGGAAUGAUGCAACCACCUGUAAGCUGGCACAUCACCGGUCAGAGUCGCCAAACAAACAAUCAUUACAUAUGCAGUUAGCCUUCGGGCAAGAUGCAUGAAACCUUUUCGCAAUAAUUUUUAGGACAUCCUUCUCAAGAGAGAAACAGCCGGCUCACAGGUACCACAGUUAGCAGUUGAGGUGGACAUGGUAGGCCUCAACGACUAAGAAAGGAUGGAAUAAUCCACCGACGCGGCAUCUCAGUCACAGAUCUACCCGUGCCUACAGGGCCAAGACGGACGGCAGCAUGGGAAAUUUCAGAAAUGCAUUGUCAUUUUGAUUACACGGGUCUGCUGGCUGUCUAUAAGUCGUACGACAGGACCACGCAUUCAGAACGUUCGAGAAAAGGAGGUACAGCCACGUAUGAGAAUGAAACAGGCCGAGGUCUCACAAGAGCACUGGUACAAGCUGUCGGUUCCCGCGCAAGAGGCACUUGAUCAGGCAAAGAGGUUUGCUAGAGUACGUACAAAUACAGUACUAGGCUGGGCUGCCGAUUGCAAGAAGCGGGUGGCUUUCCCAAACUCGUGGGAAGCUGGCCACAGAUGGCUUGCAGACAUACGAUCUCAUACUGCAGCAAUGUGACACUUCAUUUUCUGGAUGCUCUCAGAGCUUCUAGGGACUGGUGAAAUUCUAUCAUUCUUCUCUGGGGCGGCCCUAGACGAUGAUCCCGGCACUAGGGCCAUUUGUUGGGCAUGCACCCUGGCGAUCAACAUGCGGACCAGCCAGUUGGAAACAGCAAUUGUGAGAAAAUCGUAUAUCGGUAUGUACGGUGACGAGAGUCUUG
Molecule: messenger RNA, 2802 nt
Organism: Fusarium odoratissimum NRRL 54006
Lineage: Eukaryota; Fungi; Ascomycota; Sordariomycetes; Hypocreales; Nectriaceae
Exons: 3
Coding region: 604-1545 (313 amino acids)
Source: RefSeq, a predicted model, not a curated record